This is a messenger RNA of Rodentolepis nana, 1155 nucleotides long. NCBI's taxonomy places the organism in Eukaryota, Metazoa, Platyhelminthes, Cestoda, Cyclophyllidea, Hymenolepididae. The record is from the annotation of a GenBank genome assembly.
AUGGAACCUCGAAUGCCUGUGAGUCAGCAGCCCCCGCCAUCUAUGGUGGGUAAUCCGCAACCAAUUUAUGGGCAACCACAACCGAAUAAAUUUGGUGCCAAUGGUCAUGGCCAGUAUAUGCAACAGCCCUUGCGUCCGCCAAAUUUUCAAGCCACAAACAGAGUUUGUCGAAAUGUCCCACCUGCCGCAUCAAUUGGUGCAAAGGUGCAUCAAAUGGAGGGAAUGUCCGAGUAUCCCCCCGAGGGUUUAAUGCAAAUUAACAGUCCCGCUAUGUCUACCACUAUGAAUCUGCCUGGAGAUCCAGGAAUCCAAAGUGGCUAUCAGCGUGGUCCCCAACUUUAUCCAUAUCAAAAUCCAAAUAUGCAAACAGGACCCAAUAUUCGUCCACCUCAUGUCUCUCCCCAACAACAACCUGUUUAUAAUCAAAUGACCGGACAAUUGCCUAUGGACAUGAUGCCGCAACAACGAUUUCAGGCCCCAAUGCAAGGUCCCCGUUUUCCCAACGAUUCUGAAAUGCAGCAAGUUCCAGUUGGUGAUCCCACCUUGGGCGGUGCUUCCUUCGACAACAGCGGCUUCGGGCUCAAAGUUAGGCCUAUACCUCCUCCUCUUCAAAUCCCCCAACAACAGCAACAGGCCUUGUUUAACCCUCAGCCACUUCCUAUUAAUUCCCCGACUGUGAGUUUGCCUUCACAACAGAAAUCCCUACCCGUUACUCCUUCGAGCAUGAGUAAUAUGGAGACUUCGGAGUCGUAUAGGCAGCAAUCACGUCAGCCAAUUCCCUCUUCUCAAGCUCAACCCGUUGGAAUGAUGCCGCAACAGCCCCAAUUAUCCUCUCCCCAACAGCCCAUGGGAUCACUAGGAUCUUUCACCAUUCCGCCACAAGGUGCUACUUGUGUCAAUUGUUCGGGUGAUCUUUGCGAACCUCCUCUACAGGCCCCAUCUCCCAAUAGCAAUUCCAAUCAGCCCUACCCUCCAAUUCAAUGCGAGGCCGGUUGUCGUGGUUGGUAUCAUCUCCCCUGUUCAGGCCUCACUCUAGAAGCCUUUCUUCUCCUUAAAGCCGAGUCCAACUUUGUUGAAUGGUUAUGCAGUCCCUGUGCAAGCCAAGCUGCUCCCAAUAUCUCCUAUCUCCGUCCACGAAAUCUCUCCGCACAUUAA